CCGGCACUCGCUCAGUUGUCGGGCCCUAUCUGUUUCUUGAUCCACUCGAUAGUGUGCUCGAAGAUCUGCCCACACACAACCAUGGCACGCCACACACAUACAGCAAACCUAUCGACCUCUGCACAAAAACCCACGCCUGGCGUGCAGAGCGUACCACUUCGUUGCCGGGCUCGUGGUGCAACGCAUGCCACCGGUCGGGGAACUCGAGCAGCGUCUUCUCCUGAAUGAUGACACACACAACCUCACUCACAGUCACCACAUCACUCACACCGUCGCCUCGCUUCGCUUCGCUUCCUUGUGUGUGAUACCUUUGAGGACGCCUCCUUGUGCAGGCGGUAUGCGCCGUCAGGCUCCACGAGAGUGUCGUCAGGGUUGACCAGAAUCAGCAUCGGGACCGCGACCUUCGCCAGGUCAGCCUCAACCCUGACAGAACACAAACACCCACCUCUCCCCCUCUCCCUGUGUCUGUCUGCGUGUGUGUCGAGUCGACUCACUUGGCCACGCCAGCAAGAUUCUCCUUGGCAAAGCGGGUGCGUAUCCUGCAGGCAGGCAGGCAGGCACGUGACACACAUGGUCAGGUCACCAGCCACCCGGCCGGCGCCACAAGAGGCUCACAGCGUUCAAGAUCGACUGACUGACUCACCUGCCUUUGUAGAAGUAGGGGUCGUUCUGCUCCACCUCGCGCUCCUCCGGAAACGGCGACUCCUAAAGAAUGCCACGUAAUCCAACACAGGCAUGAACAAACGCGCCACCGUCUGCCUGUCUGCCUGUCUGUCUGCCUGCCUGCUGGUCUACCUCUUUCUCGCCAAGGGCCAGGUUGGGCAGGACGGCAGACACCGCCCCCAGGAGAGGCAGCAAGAUGCGAUUGAUCGGCUUGGCUUUGACCUUCUCCAGACUCAGCAUCGGACUCAUCAAAAUGAGGGCGUCGAUGUCGCCCUCGCUGUCCGUCUGCGUCGUCCGUGUGGCAAUCAGGCCGCCCAUGCUCAUGCCCAGCAAUAUCAAAGGCAGCCGUCCCUGGGACCUGGUGGACACACACACACAGACAGGACGAAAGACUUGCUUGUUUCGGCCGUUGAGUGCGGGCGUGACCGUCCCCCUACUUUGUGCGCUGUCUGACGGUCUUGAUGACCAAAUGGGCGUCAUCAACGAAGUCGUCAAAGUGCUGGCAGGUCGCCCUGCAAUGCACACACACACCCAAAGACACACACACACACAGACGAACGCAUGAUCCACAGGCCUGGCCUGCAGGCUCUAUCUCGUCAGCUUCAGGGUACUUGUAUCCGUGCCAUCCCUCCGAGCGGCCGAAGGACUGAUGGUCAUAGGCGCACAGCGACGCACCAGCCUUGUUGAACCUGCAGCCGCCCACCCACACGUGCAGUGGCACCAUCGUGUGCGGUGGUGUGUGUGCCUCUCUCUCUCUCACUUUUGUGCCCAUGAGCCUUCGUAUGUGAGUUUUGGGUGCAUCAUCCACUCUAUGUGGGCGUGGGCAGAGUAGCCAUGAAGACCUGCACAGUCAGCAAAGGUCAGCGAGUCAGUCAAGAGACUUGGCAGCGCAGCGCCUGUCUGUGUCCGGGCAUACCAACGACGAUGAAUUUGGGCUGCUGGACCUCCCACAAAAAGCACGCCAGCGACAGGCCCUGCACACACACCCACGCACACCCACGCACAAGUCACAGGGAGGCGGUUUGGUCACUCGAUGAAGACCUGCUUGUUUUUGAGGGUUUCUUUCGUCGGGCUGCCGUCAUCGGGGUACGGAUCUGCAGAUGCCGACGCCAUCG
Messenger RNA from Vitrella brassicaformis, 1778 nucleotides. The record is from the annotation of a GenBank genome assembly. Lineage: Eukaryota; Vitrellaceae.